Paraphaeosphaeria sporulosa is the source of this 898-nucleotide messenger RNA. RefSeq lists its product as uncharacterized. The record is from RefSeq and is a predicted model, not a curated record. NCBI's taxonomy places the organism in Eukaryota, Fungi, Ascomycota, Dothideomycetes, Pleosporales, Didymosphaeriaceae. The transcript is spliced from 2 exons. Bases 8 to 898 code for a protein of 296 amino acids. Gene Ontology annotation, molecular function: catalytic activity.
UUUCAAGAUGCGCGUUGUGUGGUCUCGCUUGAUCCGAUUCAUCGCCACAGACGGUCGCGUGCUCCGUGGUGAUCCCAUCAUGCCAACGCCAGAUUUUGACUUAGGUUUAACCACUGAAGAAACGGGGCUACAAGCCAGAGUCAUCGAGGGAGAUGAUAUUUAUGACACAUCGGGGAAAGCCAAAGUUUCGGACGAGAUUGUUACGGUCGGCAAGCUUCUAGGACCACUCACCGCGCAGGACGUGGACGUCUUGCGCUGUGUUGGUCUCAACUACGCAAAGCACAUACGAGAAGCAGGAAGAAUCCCUCCGCCCUUCCCCUUCAUUUUCUUUAAGCCGACAACUUGCCUCCACGAUCACGGCGCAGACGUCGAAAUUCCUCGCGUCGCGCAAGACGAUCAGGCCGACUAUGAGGGAGAACUGAGCAUAGUCAUCGGGAAGGACGCAAAGGAUGUCCCUCUGGAAACAGCGCUCGACUAUGUCGCAGCAUACACAGUAGGGAAUGACGUUUCUUCCCGUCGUCUCCAACGCGAUCCCCGCCUAGCAGGCAAUGUGCCACAGUGGGGCUUCUCAAAGGGCUUCGAUACAUUUGCUCCGCAUGGGCCUGCUCUUAUUGCUGCGCCACUGAUUGGGAACCCGAGAGAGUUACUGCUACAGACUACCAUCGAUGGGGAGGUCAGACAGAAGGAAUCGGUUAGCGACUUGCUGUUCGAUUGCGCAUAUCUUAUCCACUACUUGUCGCAAGGGACAACACUUCGUAAAGGAUCUGUAAUAAUGACUGGAACGCCGGGCGGGGUAGGGGCUGGGCUUAAGCCUCCAAGGUAUCUGGUGCCAGGCACUGUAAUGGAGGUCUCCAUAAGCAAGAUUGGCACGUUGAGAAACGGCGUAACGUUCGUGUGA